AUUAGUCGUCGAUCAGACGAAAUCGGCGAUUGACGAAAAACAAACACUCGGGGUAAAGAAUUACAGUAUCGGAUUGUUGGAUAACCAAGUCGACGUCGGGUACCUGUUUCGUUCUGUUCCGACACGCGGAAUCCACAAGAACUGUGAAAGCGUGGACCGUCAUCAUGUAUUAACUUUUUAGCAGGGUGAAACUGAUGUCACCACUAGCAAUCGAAGACGAAGGGUUAGUUAUGAAGCACGUACCCGAUGGUAGGACGGAUCUCGACUGUCUAGGUGCGGUUCUUUUUAUACCCAUUAUUUUACUUUCAGAUGAUAUAUCGUCUUUUAUAACGAACUACAUUCCAACGAACAUGUGUAGAUGGAGGCAAGUGCAAAAUACGUACAGCCAAUGCGGCCACGUUGUACGCUUACCCGACGAAAUGAUUUAUUGCGACGACCGAUUUUGCAAGUUCUCUGCCGCUCAUCCUUCGAAUUGCGGACCCAACUGUUCAAAGACCUGUUGGCAACGACGACAGUUUCCUGAACAGUACAAUCCUUUAAUUAACAGCAGUUGCCCGAGUUGCAAGGCCGGCGCUAGUGGCAGUGGCAGACGAUACUGAAUUCAAUACGGACGAGGAACGAGGUAAUAAUUGGCGGAUGCCUAGCACGCUGUACGGUGAAAGAGAUGCCCAAUUGACGCGUGGUACUCUGUUAUUUAGAGUGGGGUAUAUAAUGUUAACACCGACGAACCAGUUACGACUCACAAGGGUUACUUACAAAAUACAAUGACAUAUUCUGUAUUGCGACCGAGAUGAAACGCAGGUG
This is a messenger RNA of Guyanagaster necrorhizus, 804 nucleotides long. RefSeq lists its product as uncharacterized. Bases 195 to 599 code for a protein of 134 amino acids. The transcript is spliced from 8 exons. Lineage: Eukaryota; Fungi; Basidiomycota; Agaricomycetes; Agaricales; Physalacriaceae. The record is from RefSeq and is a predicted model, not a curated record.